AAUGGGCCAGUCCACAGUCCAGGCAUGAAGUGAAUGUUCCCAUUUGGAUAUAAUUACACUACCAUAAUCGGUUUGAUUGUUGUAACAUUGGAGACUUCGUAUAAUUCAGUAUAGAAUAUAUGCGUGUGCAUCAGUAGUGAACCGCGAAGCUUGCUUACACAUAGUCACAUAUAACCUGUCUUUGUAUAUCUCUACAUAGAUAACACAAAAUGUCAGACGAGGAUGAACCCGUAAUUGUAGAGGUCGAGGAGGAAGAAGAACCAGAAGAGGAAGAAGAAGAAGAAGAAGAGGUUGAAGAAGAAGACCCCGAAGAUGUAAAGGAGGCGUUGGACGAGGAAUGUGGGGAAGCCGCAUGUGCCAAAUACAAAGCCAAGCUAGACUCGUGUACGGCGAGAGUGGAGGGCGAUGAUGAGACAAGCGAGACCUGCACUGAGGAGUUCAUUGAUUUCAUGCACUGCGUCGAUGCUUGUACGGCACCCAAGUUAUUCGCCCAGCUGAAGUAAACCUGUAGGACAUGUUACUAAUAUAGCUAGCUGUGCGCCUCCUAGACAGCUCUGCACCGUGUAUACUUAGCCAGGUUUACAUAGUACCGAUCUCCGCAAGCGAGAUAACAUCGGGGAAACGCCCUUCCACCUGAACACAGUAAACGAGCAAUCUUGCGA
Sphaeroforma arctica JP610 is the source of this 662-nucleotide messenger RNA. RefSeq lists its product as hypothetical. The transcript is spliced from 3 exons. NCBI's taxonomy places the organism in Eukaryota, Ichthyosporea, Ichthyophonida. The record is from RefSeq and is a predicted model, not a curated record. Gene Ontology annotation, biological process: mitochondrial electron transport, ubiquinol to cytochrome c. The coding region runs from base 210 to 503 and encodes 97 amino acids.